GAUCGGUGUAUAUAUAUAUAUUAGUGGGCCGGUCCAUUGGGUCAGAAAUCGCUAUGCAUAUAAUGGACUCUUCACUGUUUUCCCCUGUUCACAACCCUUCCUCGGAGCAGCUCACCAACGAUACUACUCCGACCAGUGACCGGCGGUCGGUCAACUGGAGAACGUAGUUUUACCGCCACCGUCACCACGACGACAUGUUUGCUUCUUUGAUUGUUGAAUUUUUCUUUUGACAGCUUGGUUGGGAAGGGCCUGGGUUUAGCGAGUCAAACAUUUCUGGUGAUUUAUCAGUGCUAGAGAGUAACAUCUAUGACUUGGGAAGUGCCUGGAAAACAGAAAAAGGCAAAAACUUUCAUAAUCUGUUGCAAUCCACUCAAGUCUUCAGAGCUGAAGGGGCUGGAGUAGUAGCCAAUGUUGCGGAAAAUCAUCUUUGGAAGACAGUCAUUCUACCACCAAUACUUCCAACAUCCCUCUACCUUGAUCUCCAACUUAAACAUAAGUAAAUGUCUCUUCUCAGGGGACUCAUCGAGCCUCAACUUACCACCAAAUGAGUUGUCUGGUUUGACUACUCCGGUGGACUCUUUGGUAAAUGGCUGUGACUACAACCAUUGGCUUGUUGUCAUGGAUCCACCUGAUGGUUACCCUCUAAGGGACCAAAUCGUCCACCGCUAUAUCCAAACUCUCGCUCUCGCAGUUGGAAGUGAAGAAGAGGCAAAGAGAUCCAUAUAUUCAGUUUCAACAAAGUAUUACUAUGCAUUCAGUUGUAAAAUUCCAGAAAAGCUGACUCACAGCAUCAAAGCUCUGCCUGGUGUAAGAUGGGUGUUGCCAGAUUCUUACCUUCCUCCUGGUGAAGAUGGGUAUGGAGGAGAACCAUUUGUUGAUGGAGAGGUUGUUCCUUAUGACGAGAAGUACCACUGCAACUGGUUAAGUUGUGAAGAUGACGAUGUACCAAAGAAAACCCGUCGUAGAAGGAGGAAGAACCAAACAUCUUGAAGAAUGAAUGGUUGAAGUUUAGAGAUUUAAAGCAAAUACUUUAUAUAGCCCAUGUUGUGAUAACUGAUGAUUAUUCUGAGGAUUCUUGGUUUACCAUCAUUCUAAUAUUGAUGGUUAUGGUGAAGAAAGCUUUCGUUGAA
Messenger RNA from Ipomoea nil (Japanese morning glory), 1130 nucleotides. RefSeq names its product multiple organellar RNA editing factor 7, mitochondrial. Bases 409 to 990 code for a protein of 193 amino acids. The record is from RefSeq and is a predicted model, not a curated record. Gene Ontology annotation, biological process: cytidine to uridine editing; mitochondrial mRNA modification. Gene Ontology annotation, cellular component: mitochondrion. The transcript is spliced from 5 exons. Lineage: Eukaryota; Viridiplantae; Streptophyta; Magnoliopsida; Solanales; Convolvulaceae.